Ctenopharyngodon idella (grass carp) is the source of this 2309-nucleotide messenger RNA. RefSeq names its product ovo-like zinc finger 1a (gene ovol1a). Gene Ontology annotation, cellular component: nucleus. Gene Ontology annotation, molecular function: RNA polymerase II cis-regulatory region sequence-specific DNA binding; DNA-binding transcription factor activity, RNA polymerase II-specific. The transcript is spliced from 4 exons. NCBI's taxonomy places the organism in Eukaryota, Metazoa, Chordata, Actinopteri, Cypriniformes, Xenocyprididae. The record is from RefSeq and is a predicted model, not a curated record. The coding region runs from base 512 to 1480 and encodes 322 amino acids. Gene Ontology annotation, biological process: epidermal cell differentiation; regulation of transcription by RNA polymerase II.
UUUGUUGUCACCGUUAUAUUCAGACGCAUGCGCAUUGUUACCUGUUUCCUCAUGAAAUGUGUACCUGCGCUCUAAUGAGCCACUGAAAUUCGUUUUGUACUCCGUCGGUUGAGCAGUUUGGACUAUUUAUCUGCCACAAACAUCACCUCCCACCUUGACAAAGACACCUAGCUUUGUCUUAACCUACUGGACUGAGUGAAUUUCCGAAGAAGACUUCGUCAACUCAGAGUAGCGGAAGACGGCGGAAGGUGUAAGCAGAAGCGGGUAAAUAUAGUGGGAAACUCCACGGAAACCUGUACAGGUACACAAAGUUUGGAGUAAGGAGGUGUGCGUAUAGAGUGAAGAACUCAGCUUUGCUUUUCCAAAUUGAGGAUAAGGCAAUUGAAGGCACCAUCCAAGAAGGACUUUACACUUAAAUUGUAUUGUGGAGCAGUUUUCCAAAAAGUAGGUCGGUGUUAAAAGCCUGCGUUUAAUUUUGAGAGAUAGCGGGGAAGGACCUCUGGAAUAGACCAUGCCACGAGCUUUCCUGGUGAAGAAGACGGGAAAUUCACCCGGCAAGAGAAACUGGAGCGAUCUACCGGAUCAUGAACGCGGUGAUAUUUAUAUUCCAGUCUCCAUGUCUCCCGUUGCUCUGCGAGAGGAGACCGAAGCCAGUCCGGCAGAGGUGGCGCUGUGCCUGUCCACUCGCAAGGACCACAGCAUCUACACGUACAACCAGAUGUACACCGAUGACCCUGGUGCAGUGGUUCCUGCCGCUGAGCUCCCAUCAUGCACUGCUCUAGGCCAGAGUCCAGAGACCGAGCACAUCCGAAGCGCACACAACAAUACAUAUGUGCGCACUAAAAUAAAGGUCACCACAGGUGAGCUCCCCAUAGAGGUCCCACCCAUUGUCCCUAGUAUAACUACAAGUCCACCUGUUCCUGUAGCGACACCUUGCUCCCCUCCUGUCACUAAGUCGUCUGCAGUGCACUCGGGUGGUAGUACCUAUGUUUGCCAGGUGUGUCAAAAAGUUUUCCAGUUCCAGCGUAUGCUAAACAGACACCUGAAAUGUCACAGUGACCAGAAGAGACACUUGUGCGACUUUUGCGGAAAGGGCUUCAACGAUACCUUCGAUCUCAAGAGGCAUGUCCGCACACACACAGGUGUUCGUCCAUACAAGUGCGAUCUCUGUGAGAAGGCCUUCACCCAGCGCUGCUCUCUGGAGUCCCACAUGAAGAAGAUUCACGGUGUCACGCAGCAGUACGCUUACAAGGAGCGCCGCAGCAAGCUGUACGUCUGUGAAGAGUGUGGCCAUACUGCGUCUACCCAGGAUGCACUGCUGCGUCACCUCCACAAUGAACACCCAAACAGUGUCCUCCUGCGGGCCAAGGGGACACGAAGACUGUCGCCAACAGUGAACGCUUCCAGAGACGACAGCUCCCAACCUGGUUCCCCUCUGUCUCAUAACAGCGAUGAUACUGUAGGGUCAGGAGGGAGGUAGAGAAAGGGAUGUUCCUUGUAAAAAUAUUGUUUUAUAUACAAAAGGAUGUGAUUAAUGUGCAUUCUGAUGAUUUAUUGUUUCAUUCAGAGAACAGACAUGAGGGAGGAGGGAAAUUCAAAAAGGGAAAGUGAAGUCAUGCAAAAUGCUGUUUUUAUGGCAGUACGCUGAGAUUCAGUUUACACUGUUGCUGCAGAAUCGAGCUGUACUUUUUCCUGUGAAAGCAGACAAAAGCAGAUGAUAAAGUCUACAGCAUAAGUAUGCACUACUUCACUUUACAUAAUAAUAUUAUUAUUAACAUUGAUGAGAUGAAACACAACUCAGGAGAAAUACGCAGCUGAAUGUGACAUUAAAUCGUUCCAUUUGUACUGUGUGGGACAAUAAUUUUAUGUAGCAAUGUUUCAACACUAAAAUAAUACUGUUAUGAACUCAACUGAUAGUUAUUAUCAGUGGUCUGUGAAUGUUUGAAAUUAGGGUUUUCGAAAAGGGAUUAAUUAAUUUCGUGUUGCUAAUUACUGCUGUAUGUAAUAUAUAUGCAUAAAUUUAUCAUAAAAAGAUUUAUAUUUAUCCUGGUGUAGUUUUUAUAUUUUCUGGGGUAUGUUUGAACAUUUUUGCUCUAGAUUUUAUACAUUUAUUUUCACAUCCUGUAACACUUAUGUUUUUUUGGUGGCAUUAUUAUUUUUUUGUACUUUUUUACAUUCAUAAGCAUCAUAAAUAUAACAUUUUAAUUUCUUGUUACUGUUUGUUUAAAUAAGUAGGAUAUGUGUCAUUCUGUUUUGGUGAUCACAACACACCUCAACAAUAAAUGUUUUUGUUGAUGGUUUAAAAAGAA